UCUCUCCAAGUGCAGUCCAUGGUAUAGCCCGAUGUGCAGCCAUUGUCCAUUCUACCUAAAGUCCACGACUACAAUAUCUUUGAUCGCGUUAAAGCCGUAGCCCGUAGUCAUUACUCAUUAAACAACAUCGCGACAAUCCACUUCAUGAUCUGCCGAAUGAGUGUUACAUGACGCCACGACCCACUGCUUCUAUCAGCAAUCGUAAAAUUUCGUUUCCAUAACAAAACAAACCAUUCUGAAACGCCUGGAUAACUGCAUUGGGUAUAUGUCGGAAUAUGUACAGUUAAUAUAAUUUAUCAAUCAACGCUAUUAUAAUAACCAAAUUUAUAUUCCUACUCAAACACUCAGUCAAUUACUAUUGAUAUUGAUUUAGACCAAUCAGUUAAUUAUCCCUUUAAAAUGAAUACUAAUGCAUAUCCCAAGAAAAAAAAUAUGCGCAAGACAAUUAGUACUCAAAUAUCAAAAAGAUGGUCUAAUACCAACAAGCAUGGAAAAAAUAUGAAAAUCAAACCAAAUGAAAAACUACAUUAUAACGGCACCAUUUCUCAUUGUAUGCUAAAAAGGAUUAGAGCAGAAGAAGCAUCGAGUAUACAACUUCUUGCAAAUCUUAAUAUUUUGUUGGCUGACGAAAAGGCCCGUCAAGCUAUUAAUUUAAAACAUUCAGAACUUAAAAAAAAAGUUCUUGAAGCAGAAGAAAAAUUAUUGAAGCUUGGUGUAAAAACAUCAACAUUUUCAGCAUUCCGUCCUAAAGAAGAAGAUAUAACUCCAGACAUUGAAGUUACUGAUGAUCCUAGACUUGAACAAUUAUUAAGAUGUGAAAUUGCCACAAAUAGUUGGCCAGUUCGUGAAGAAGUAUUCCGAAAAUUUAAUGUGCCACUUAUUCAGGUGAACACUAAACGUAUGUCAAACUGAUUAGGUCCGGUUUUUCAGUCAUAUUUAACUGCUAGUUAGAGACAUUUAACUACCAGUUAAAUUUAACAGAGAGUUAA
Molecule: messenger RNA, 989 nt
Organism: Acyrthosiphon pisum (pea aphid)
Lineage: Eukaryota; Metazoa; Arthropoda; Insecta; Hemiptera; Aphididae
Exons: 2
Coding region: 400-912 (170 amino acids)
Source: RefSeq, a predicted model, not a curated record